Messenger RNA from Blepharisma stoltei, 2181 nucleotides. The record is from the annotation of a GenBank genome assembly. Lineage: Eukaryota; Ciliophora; Heterotrichea; Heterotrichida; Blepharismidae.
AUGGAAAACGAAAGCUGUUCUUGUUGCUCUCUAGACGCAAUCUUUGAAUCCAAUUGCGGUCAGAUUAAAGCAUGUCCAAAACAUUAUUUUUAUUAUAAAAUCCAAGGAUAUGAACUAAAACGUAUAAAAAUCCCUAUUAACAGUGAAUCCAGACAAAUUUUAUUAAGCUUCAUAACCAAGUUAAAGAAAAGAUAAGUUAAGUUAAAAAGUUAUAAGACCAUGAGCGGAUAGACCACUAGCCUGCAUAUCUGGCCUAGCCCACCAAACCUAAGGAUUACUCUGUAGAUUGCAGCAACCUCUUGCUAAUGCACGUUAGUCUCGAUAAACAAAGACCAAGUGGGUGGCAAAAACCUGUCUAGCUUAAGCAGGGACAGUGAAAACCUUUGGAAGAGAAGCAAAACUUUCCUCUUUAUCAGUCAUCCCCAAAUCUGAAGGCCUACUUCAAAAUCGAUAGAGGCACUAUUUUCAGCUUCAUUGGGACAAAUCCUGCUUCAUAGAGAGUGUGUCUCAGAGUCCUUUCCAUUAGCGCCACAUUUUAUUUCCAAGUUAAAGCAGGAAUGCAUAUAUUGAUUAGAUAAUUUACUUAUCGAAAACUGAAAAAACGAAGAUAAAAACUACGAGGAGGAACUAAGCUGAUUUAAUGAGAUGCAUAAUUACUGCAGCAGAAUCAUCUUGUUUUUUAAUGCAAAUGAAUUUGUUCAAAUGAAACUCAUUUUAAGCCCUUUGGAAUAUUUUUUAACUCAGCCAAAGGAAAAAGCCCUAAAAUAUAUAGAGGAACAUUGAAAUCGAGCAAAUUUAUUAGAAUUUCGUAAAACAGUUAAAUUGCAUUUGUGUGAUUUCAAUUAUUUUAAAUUUAAGGAUCAAAAAUAUAUUCAUGGCUGGGUUUAUAAGUACUCAUACAACAAGCCCCGUCUAUCGAAUUUCUGUAGUAUAAUAUUUUUUGAUUUUAUUAAAAUAUCUGAAUAUGAGAUGGCAUAUGAAUUAUGUCAAAAUCUCAAAAGUUAUUUAGAACUUUAUGAUCAUUCCUCAAUUCAAAAAAUUAAAAAUAUUAUAGAUUUAUUUGGUAAUAUCUUUACAAAAAUUUUAGAAAAAGAAAGCUAUUUUCAGCUUUAUGAACAAUGAAGACAAAUAGCUGAUAAUGAAUCCCAAACAUUAGUCACUAAUAAAAUAAAAACACUUGCUACUAAUGCAUUACAAAAAAAUGCUAAUAAUGCACUUCAAGCAUCAGUUCCUAAUGCAUUAUCAAAACUAUUAGAGCCUUCAUUAAUUAAAAAACCAACUGGCUAUUCUUCAAACAAUUUAGAAUUUUUUUUAUGCUUUAUUUUGGAUCGAGUUCUUUCUAUGAUGUUUAUUGAUAACAAUGUUUCUGAAUAUUGCUAUAAAAUUCUCUGUGAAGUAGAAUACUAUUCUCAAUAUUAUUCUAAAAAUACCGCAAAUAAAAUUAAUCAAGAGUUAGGGUUAUUCUAUUAUGGCAGUAAAAACUAUAGCAAGUCAAUAGUUUGUUUUAAAAACUCUAUUAAUUAUCAUACAGAGCGUCUUCAAGGAGACAAAUGGGAGAAUAUCGUAGGUAUCUGAGAAAACACCAUAGAAUAUUUAAUUGAAGCUUAUCUUUGUUUGGCAAGAGCGUAUAGUGCAUUAAACAAAAAUGAAGAAAUAAAAGAAAUUCUAAAGAUAAUAGAGAUUGGAUUAGUUAAAGAUAAAUUUUUUUAUUGUGCAACAAUUGCAGAGAUUUACUAUCUUCUGAAUGAUUUUGAUAAAGCUUUUGAAACCAUAUGGAAAUGCAUUAAAAUGUCUAAGCAAAAAGAAUUUAUAAACUUUUACAAAUUAUCAAAUUUGUGGCUUUAUUUAGCAGAUAUUCAUACCUGAAAAGGAGAUUUUGAAAAAGCACACCAAUCUCUUUGUAAUGCUAAAUCUUUGUUAAGCAUUUUACCUAAAGCAGAUCCAAACGAGCAAGAAAUGUAUAAAGCAUUUGGAAUAUUCUAUUUAAAUAGGCAGUGAUAUGAUGAGGCUCUACUAUACUUUGGAUUCAUAAAUAAUAGGUGAUCCAAUCAUGAGCUGUUAUUUGCUAAGCUUUCUAUGGGAAUUGUUUAUUUUUGAAUGCUGAGCGUUGAAGAAGCAUGGGAAUUUUUAAUUGAAGCAAAACUAUUCAUGCAUUUUUUUACUGAAAGUUAUAAAAUUUAA